AUCGCGUGUUGGUGCCCCUGCUUGUCGUUCGUGCGCAUGUCAAUCGAUGGUGUUUUGUUGGUGUCUAAUCGAAAAUUCUUAAAACCCCUUCGGCUCUCUCAAAAUCCAAUUGUGGCGAAAAUUUGCGGCGCGAGUAAAUAGCGACGAUGGACAACAAGGCCCCAUCCCUCUGGGACGCCAAGUGCGAGGCUCCGAAAGGCUUGCGACCCCCGAACGCGCCGCCGAGUCGCCUCCUUGAAGACAAGAAAAGCCCUGAAAAACCGCAGGAAAAUACCAAACCGUUCAAGUCCAGUCUGUCGGCAGACGCGCCUGAAUUUGUCCCUUCGUACAUGAAAAGUGCGACACAGUCCAGUGGUGGUGUUCAAGACAGACUGAAAAAAUUCAAAGUGGUGGAGAAUUCGGGCCAGAAUGACAGUGAAUUCGUGGGGUCCCCCGAUGACAUCCGCUUGAAACACCUCAUUGACACUUUGACCAAAGACCCGGGACAGUUUAGUGACUUGUUGGACAUAUUUAUGGAUACUUUGUGUCCGUAUUUUGGCGAUAUUCUCGUCCUGGCGCGAGCUGCGCACCUUCUAGUCGAACAAGCGAUUGUGUAUCCCAGUUUUAGAUAUACAGCAGCAAGGUUGUGUUGUUUUAUUGAACAGUGUUGUCCCGAAUUUCGAGCAGAAUUGCAUUUAACUUGUCAGAAGGAAUUGAAAAAUCACACAAAUAAAUCUGGACUACUUUUAUUUGUUGCUGAAUUGUAUACUCAAUUACACCACGAAAACAUCUACGGGAGUUACUUAAUAGACGCUUAUAAACACCUGCUUGGAGUUGGGGGCAAUGAAAAUGUUAAAUCCAUUUGCCAAGCAUUAAAAUUGACGGGAUAUUCGUUAGAACUGUACGAUAAAAAAGCCCUGGACGAGGUUUUUGAAAAAUUAAAUGAAGUUAAACCCACUGUGACUGGAACGCCGUUGAGUUUAAUUAACUCAGUUAUAAAUUUGAGGAGUUCGCAAUGGGGGCACAACAGUCCGACAAAUUCUAGUUCCAACUCUGAAGUCAACUCGGAAAAUACCUACUGGAGUGAAGAAACUUCACACACUGUAUUUUACAAUACAGACGGUUCGAAAUUUACGUCAGAAGAAAAUGAUUUUCUAGCAGCAAACAUGAAUUCUACUGAGGAAUAUUUAACGGACUUGUCUGAUCCAGACGAGUUAUGUGAUCCGGAACCAGAAAUGGAUGAAGAAAUCCAAGCAGCAUUUAAAGAUUUCGUAAAAUUGAGUAAACGAUAGUUUAACCUUCCAUAAUAAACUAAUUGAAAAAUUAAGAACGUAAGUUGAAAAUUAGAUCCUGUAAAUAAAUAAAAAACAAACAAAAAAAUGUCUAUUGUAGUCUAAGAAGAAACCAAAAAGCCUUAAUUAUAAAAACGCUUAACAUUAUAUUAUUUUUAAAAUAAUUAAAAAAUAUUUAGAAUCCAACAACUUUACGUUUUUAUAAAUAAGGUUAUUUGCUAUUUUUGAAAACGUAUUGGACAUGUUAUGCUCGAAUAUUUAUACAUUUAUAAUCUAAAGUCUGUUUCAAAAUGCUGCUUAUGAGUAGGAGAAAAUCAGCGAAGUGACACUUCUAGCGGCCAUUCACCGAAAUAACGAAAACAACUGUCAAUUAAGUGUAAUAAAAUAAAAUUAAAUGUUGUCUCAGAGGCAAAGUUUUGUUUUUUCCCUAUUUCGUUCACAAUGCCACCCAUCGGUUCUGAUUUUCUCCUUUACUUCCAUAUUUAUAAAGGACGACAAUUUUGUAUCAAGUUACUGCAUUUUGAAACUGAUAAUACGGGAUAAAAGAUACAGAAUUCAUUCAUAGGUUGUAAAUAUUAUGUUAAAGAUGUUGCUUUAAUGUCGUAACUGGUUUUAUUUGAAUAAAAAAGAAAACAAAAUAGUGACUCCAUCUUAAAAAUCCUAUUUCAAUGCAAAGACCUCAGCCGCUACUUUUUGUGAAAUUGAUAUUAAAGUGUAUUUUGAUUUGAUAA
Tribolium madens (black flour beetle) is the source of this 2002-nucleotide messenger RNA. RefSeq names its product polyadenylate-binding protein-interacting protein 1 (gene Paip1). Bases 147 to 1271 code for a protein of 374 amino acids. Gene Ontology annotation, molecular function: translation activator activity; protein binding; RNA binding. The transcript is spliced from 5 exons. Gene Ontology annotation, biological process: regulation of translational initiation. Lineage: Eukaryota; Metazoa; Arthropoda; Insecta; Coleoptera; Tenebrionidae. The record is from RefSeq and is a predicted model, not a curated record.